AGUAUGCGCGCGCGACUUCAUCAACUCGAAACGCAAAAUUCAAAUUUUAGUCGCUGCGCUAAAGUCGCCGCCGCUGGAUCGUUACUUUCGAAAUACGCUGGCGAAUGUGAAGAAGCAGUAAAACCAUUUAGGUUCAAAAAAAUAAAUAAAACAAUUUUUACCAAAGUAAUAACGAAUUAAAAAAAAAUUGAAGUUAUAGUCAAGGGAGAGAGAGAGUGAGAGUAACAAAAUUUGGAUAGCUGCCAAAUAAGCCGAAUGUCAUACAUACAUACAUACAUACAUGUAAGGUGUGCGAAUAGUGAAAAAGUAGUUGCAAUACGCGUAAAUAAAAGUACUGAAAGAAAUGGAGAAACAGUAAAAAUGCAAUAAAAAUCAAAUUACAUACCUGCAACUUGGAGGUAAUAGUAGUAGUAGCUAAUAGAAAUUGCUUUUGAGCACAGGCAUGCCACGCAUUUGUUGAUGGAAUGGGUGCAGCUCAACAAGUGGCAAUAUUUACGAAAGAAGUUAAAAAAAAAACUGAAAAUUAUAUACGUACAUUUUAAUAACGGACAAUUCAAAACUGUUUAGCACUAUUUUUUAAAAGUGAAGUGCAAUUUUUAGCUUAUUCUAGCAUUUAUGCCACAAACUGGUACGCGCUUGCGUAUGAGUGUUCUCCUGGCAGUUGGCGGGACUCGGGAGCGUAUGAGUGUUGUUGGAUGCUUUUUAAGUAACUGAUUGGAAGAGGGGAAAAUUAAGAAAGUCUAUAGAUACCUACUAAAAUUUCUGUGCAAGUUUAAAAAAAUAUUUGUAAGUAAAAAUAUGAACUCGAAGGAAUUUUAUAUAAAAUAAUUUAAAAUUUCCGAAGCUAAUUAAAAAAAAAAUAACGUUUAAUUGACAAUCUGAAAGCUGUUACUGAUAUUUAUAAUACAUCCGCUGCUCCAUAACCUAAAAAAAAAACUUAAAUAUGUUGCAACAGCUGUGAACCAGAAAACUAAAAAAAAAAAAAAAUACCUACGCCCUAUUUAUGUAUAAAAAAAAUUAUUCACCUUACGGUUGUGAUUUUUUUCUGAUUUCUCAUCGCAAAUUACACAAAAAACUCUACGUGCAAACUUGCGGUGCAGCAAGCGUUUUGUUUGCAGUUUUUGGCUAGCUGUGGAAAAAAUUUCGUGACUUUCAAGCUACAAUCGUAUAGAGCGCUUCUCCAUUAAAAUGGGUCACAGUGCCACCGACACGACGACAACAAGUCCAGCAACAACUAUGGCUGUUGCAACUAUAGCGCCAAUUACGGCGAAAAGCAUUGAAGCAAGCGAGGAGACGCAAAAGAAGCCAGCAUUAAGUUGGCGCGAAAAGUUGCAGAAGGUGAUCAACAAUAUCACCGUUGAGCCCAUAUUGGCCGCGUACAUUAUGCCCAGCGUGCUGUCGGGCCUGGCAACGCAGAAUUUGAAUCUGGAAAAGGCAUGUCGUGUGAAUAUGGAUUACGGCGAAGUGGUGUGUGAUGCACUCACAAGAAGAGACACGGCAAAUUAUACGCUCGAAGAAGAAACCGUACAACAAAUGGUCGCACGCAUGGCUGCCUGGAAAACUGUGAUACAAUCUAUGUUUCCUUGUUUGCUGAUUCUUUUUUGGGGCUCAUGGAGUGAUCGACAUCAUCGACGAAAACCUUGCAUUCUCAUACCGAUUAUUGGUGAAUUUCUCGGUACUGUGGGACUAAUACUCUGCGUGUAUUUCGAGCGCACACCCAUGGAAGUGGCCGCUCUAACGGAAGCCAUAUUUCCUUCGUUGAGUGGUGGCUGGUUCACAAUGCUGAUGGGCGUCUUCAGUUAUAUAGCUGAUAUUACAACCGAAGAAGAGCGCACACUACGUAUAGGCAUAUUAAAUGUAUGCUUCUCGGUGGGCGUGCCAAUCGGCAUGGCUUUUAGUGGCGUGCUGCUGAAAAAAAUUGGCUUCUAUGGCGUUUUCUCCAUAUCAGCAAGUCUCUACUUAUUCUCUUUCAUCUAUGGUCUAUUCUUCUUGAGCGAACCGCGUGCAAAGCCGGAAAAGACUGUACCGAAGGCGGAGCGCAAGAGCUUGUUGGCGGACUUCUUCGACAAGGAUCAUGUGGUGGAGACAUUCCGCGUGGCGUUCAAGAAAGGCGAAAAUCAACGACGUCAGCGUGUCAUAAUGCUGAUGAUAGUUGUUAUGGUUGUCAUUGGACCAAUGCAUGGUGAAAUGGCUGUAUCCUAUCUCUUUACGCGCUACCGUUUCAAUUGGAGUGAAGUGGAGUUCAGUGUGUUUUCAACUUAUGCGAUGCUCACAGGCUUGGUUGGUGUACUCUUCUGCGUUGGCAUUCUGUCGCACAAGUUGAAGAUCGACGAUGCGCUUGUCGGCGUCAUCUCCAGCAUGUCCAAGAUUCUAUCCAGCUUUGUGUAUGCAUUCGCUACCGUGCCGUGGCAUAUGUAUGUUGGUGCUAUUGUGGAGAUCUUCAACGGCACCGCUUUCAUAGCGAUGCGUUCGAUCGCGACCAAGCUGGUAUGCAAGGAUGAGCUGGGAAAGGUGAACUCGCUGUUCGGCGUCGCUGAGGCGCUCAUGCCUAUGGUAUUUGCACCUAUGUACACAACUUUGUAUGCGGCUACGCUAAAAGUCCUGCCCGGCGCCUUCUUUCUGCUGGGCGGUGCGCUUACCACGCCUGCGGUGCUUAUAUUCCUAUGGAUGUACAAAUUCCAGUGCAAACAGCGACGCAAGCAAAUUGCGGGCUCCUCCGAUAAUGAGGCGGGUGGCGGUGCUAGCUCAAAAACGGAAUGUAAUGCCGCUAAAGACGCCAACGGAAAUAUCAAUGCGAUUGAGGCGAUAGCGUUGGCUGGCGAGGCAAAGGGACAGAUGAACGGCAUUUUAACGAAUGUGAUACAUGAAAAUCUGGAGCAAGCGGAACACGCGGCGGAAUGUGCGCAACGAGACAAAGAAGCGCAUGCUGCGCAUUUGGAAGCUAAUGGCGCGGACAAUAAGGCAUUUGAGGAAGAUGAAGGCGAGUUGCGGCAACGUCAGCAGACGAAAGUGUAACCCAUGGGGCGUUUGGAAAGCCGCAUGCGAAAGUA
Rhagoletis pomonella (apple maggot) is the source of this 3050-nucleotide messenger RNA. RefSeq names its product tetracycline resistance protein, class C. Gene Ontology annotation, biological process: transmembrane transport. Lineage: Eukaryota; Metazoa; Arthropoda; Insecta; Diptera; Tephritidae. Gene Ontology annotation, molecular function: transmembrane transporter activity. Gene Ontology annotation, cellular component: membrane. The coding region runs from base 1189 to 3015 and encodes 608 amino acids. The transcript has 7 exons. The record is from RefSeq and is a predicted model, not a curated record.